UUUGAAUGGAAUGUUGUGGGUUUCCAGUCGUCUCUCGUAGCUCUCCAACAUAUCUCCCAGGUUCCUUCACGUGGUAGCCAUUCUUCUAGCUUUUGUUUGAGGUCGUGUGAUUCAGAUGACAAAAUUAGUGAUUUCAAAAAAGGAUCUAAAGGCAUUGUUUAUCAAAGGAAUAAGUUGGGAACAUUAGCUAUU
Paramuricea clavata is the source of this 192-nucleotide messenger RNA. The record is from the annotation of a GenBank genome assembly. NCBI's taxonomy places the organism in Eukaryota, Metazoa, Cnidaria, Anthozoa, Malacalcyonacea, Plexauridae.